UUGCACACGCGUGUGAAUGGAUCCACCGACACGCUAGACGCCAGCCUGACUCAUGGCUGCUUAUGGAUCCAGAGUGGGUAACAGCUCAGCACCGCCCUGCUCCGCCUGAACACGGCGCAGUAACGAGCCGUGCAUCCUCCACCCCGGUGGGGCACAAAGGACCAGGUUCCGCUGACAGUCGGACCAGCAUGAGGCUGGUGUGGAAGUCCCUGGACAAGAUGAGGUGUCUUCGGAAACGCUCCACCAUCCCCUUCCUCGGCUUCCUCAUCACCUUCCUCCUCUUCCUCAACCUCUAUAUCGAGGACGGAUACGUGCUGGAGGAGGACAAGAGGCAACUCCGGGAAUCGUCAGCGCACCCCACCACCUCAGAGCGAUACGGCCACACCUUUCGGGAACUCACCAAUUUCUCCGGAACCAUCAACGUGACGUAUCGCUAUCUCGCCGGGACGCCUCUUAAUCGCAAGAAGUAUCUUACCAUCGGUCUCUCAUCGGUCAAGAGGAAAAGAGGAAACUACUUGCUGGAAACUAUCAAGUCCAUCUUCGAUCAGUCCAGCUACGAGGAGCUGAAGGAGAUUGUGGUGGUGGUCCACCUGGCCGACUUUGACCUGGUGUGGUGCGAGAACCUAGUGCAAGAAAUCACCAGGAAGUUCGCCCACCACAUCAUAGCAGGGCGCCUGCUGGUCAUCCAGGCUCCGGAGGAGUAUUACCCGUCUCUAGACGGCCUCAAAAGGAACUACAACGACCCGGAAGACCGGGUCCGGUUCCGCUCCAAACAGAACGUAGACUACGCCUUCCUCCUCAACUUCUGCACAAACCUCUCCGACUUCUACAUGAUGCUGGAGGACGACGUGCGCUGCUCCAGGAACUUCCUGACCUCCCUGAAGAAGGUGAUCACCUCCAGGGAAGGAUCCUACUGGGUGAUGCUGGAGUUCUCCAAGCUGGGCUACAUCGGGAAGCUCUACCACUCCAGAGACCUGCCACGCCUGGCCCACUUCCUGCUCAUGUUCUACCAGGAGAUGCCGUGCGACUGGCUCCUGAUUCACUUCAGGGGCCUGCUUGCCCAGAAGGACGUGAUCCGCUUCAAGCCCUCGCUGUUCCAGCACAUGGGCUACUACUCCUCCUACAAAGGGGCCGAGAACAAGCUGAAGGACGAUGACUUUGAGGAAGACUCCAUAGACAUACCGGACAACCCUCCGGCCAGUCUGUACACGAACAUCAACGUGUUUGAGAACUACGACGCCACCAAGGCCUACAGCAGCAUAGACGAGUACUUCUGGGGGAAGCCUCCCUCCACCGGAGACUUCUUUGUUAUCGUCUUCAACAAGUCGACCAAAAUAAACAAAAUCAAAAUCAUCACCGGGUCGGACGAUCGGCAGAACGACAUUCUCCACCGGGGGGCUCUGGAGGUGGGCGAGAAGCUGGUGGGAACCAAAAAGGGAAAACAGUGCACAUCCUACAUCACAUUGGGGGAGUUUAAAAAUGGCCACAUCGAGGUGCAAAACGUGGACCAUAAAAUUGCCUUUGACAUUGAGUGUGUCCGUAUUGUGGUGACAGCAAGUCAAAAAGAAUGGCUUAUCAUUAGGAGUAUCAGUUUAUGGACUACACAACCCCCGAGUCAAUGAGGACUUGGCGUUAUGACUCAUAUAGGCAAAUCUUUUUUAUUAUUUAUUAAUUUAGUUACUUUCUGGUUAUUUAUCAAUUCAUGGAUGUUAUUGUGUAUUUAUAAGAUAUCAUUUGGAUAUGCGAAAAAUUAUCUUUUAAUUAUUUUUUUUUAUACCCACAGGCAAAAGUAUUAUCUUUGGUGUUCAAAAUUUUCGACUCAUUACAAAGGACUGCUUUUACCUGGUUUGACCUUGAGGAUUCAUAAAAGUACUUUGUUUUCUCUAAGUUUUCAAAGUAAUUUGUUUAUUUUUUCUUUCAAAUCCAUCCUCACUGUUCUGUUGGAAAGCAAUUAGCCAGCCGCAACCAUUUAGAAUUCAUUUCUCAAGGAAGAUAAGACACUCCAGCUUUCAAAUUGAAAAAUGCUCCGUGGUAAAUAAGACAGAAAUAGACCAUUGAAUAAAUCAAAAUAACUUAAUAAACUAAUUGAUUACGAUAUAAAUAAUAUCUGGUGAAUGGAUGAUGUUUCAAGUCAGCCCUUUACACACUGAAAAGACGAUAAAUAAUUGGCUGAUAAUGCCGUCUAAAUGAGGAAGAGGAUGACCAUUAUCCAGUGCUUCACUUUGCAUCUUCGAUUUGUGUGCCUCUUUUUGGUGGCGAGUGGAGCGGUCUUUUUCUUCUCCUUUCCAAAGUGACGCCCCCCCCAACAGCAUUGUGUUGAUGGCCAGUCAUCCAUUCACGAGCGAUCAAACGACUGCUGGAGUGUAGCCUCGGGGACGCCACUCUCCGUGCGCGUCCCUAUUUGGCCUCCGAAUUAUUUCCACCCUUGGACGUCCACAAGGACGUUGCCUUGAAUAUUCAUGCGUGUCGUAUCAGACUCUACCAGCCGCUGCGUCUGAUAUCCCCGCAGCGCUGGCGUCUGCGGCGGCGGCGGCGGCAGCGGCUGGAGAUGUUUCCACCAGAAGUGCGGUGCUGCUCCGUCGGCAGCAGAAGACAACAGAACAUGUUUGUUUUGGCUCUUUCUCCGGGAUUGGAUGUGCUAGGCAGCGAAAGGGGUGUGUGGAGAACACAGCCUCACACACACAGGCACGCACGCACGCACACGAAUGCACACAUAGACACACACACACACACACACACACACACACACACACACACACACACACACACACACACACACACACACACACACACACACACACACACACACACACACACACACACACACACACAACCCUGAUCUCUGGGUCUGCUUUUUAUUUAUUUAAUUUUUUUAUUUUGUUCAACCACAGCACAAUUUUCCUCCGGUAAAUUGGUCCGUGUUUGUGCGAGUGAGCUACACCAGUAGAACAACACCGACGCCCGCCCCCCCCCCCCCCCCCCCCCAGAGCUAACGGAUCUCAAUUCACUCUCUUUCCUUGAAAUGUUUGUUCUGUUUGUUUGUGCGGCUGCACGGAGUAUCCCGGGCUCACCGGGGAACCGGGCUGACCUCCCUGUCACAAGCUGCUGCUGUAGUUACCAGCCGAGAGAACACAUAGACACACACACACGCAGGUUUACACAAAACACACACACACACACACACACACACACACACACAUACACACCCUUAGAAUGACUUACGCCUACACACAAAUAAACAAA
Molecule: messenger RNA, 3243 nt
Organism: Gadus macrocephalus (Pacific cod)
Lineage: Eukaryota; Metazoa; Chordata; Actinopteri; Gadiformes; Gadidae
Product: alpha-1,3-mannosyl-glycoprotein 4-beta-N-acetylglucosaminyltransferase C-like
Exons: 4
Coding region: 63-1622 (519 amino acids)
Biological process (GO): protein N-linked glycosylation
Molecular function (GO): acetylglucosaminyltransferase activity
Source: RefSeq, a predicted model, not a curated record